Messenger RNA from Filobasidium floriforme, 1830 nucleotides. Its product is annotated as alpha-L-rhamnosidase. The record is from RefSeq and is a predicted model, not a curated record. Bases 78 to 1724 code for a protein of 548 amino acids. The transcript is spliced from 9 exons. Gene Ontology annotation, biological process: carbohydrate metabolic process. Lineage: Eukaryota; Fungi; Basidiomycota; Tremellomycetes; Filobasidiales; Filobasidiaceae.
CCUUCUCCUCGCCAACAAAGCUAUACAAAACCCACUCUCCUCCCGACAACCGUACUCAAAAACAACAGUUUGACGAGAUGAUUCCGGGAAAGCAAAACGCUCGAUUCGUCGAGAUUGCCGAAUCCCUCAAACCGCAGCUCAAGACCCGAGUCGAACAUGCUCUUCGUGUGGUCAAGGUCGAACGAGAUGAAAACUCGCUGAUGGGUUGGAAAGCGGUCGAUGCGGGUCGGGUGGAAGAUGUCGGCUCGUUGAACGGCGGGGAUCAGGUGAUCUAUGACUUUGGAGGUCAUCGAGCUGGUACUUUCGAAUUCGAUAUCGAGUCGGUUCUCGUGGGUGUGGAGCCGGCCGACGCUCCUUGUCGACUGAAGCUGGUGUUUGGAGAGGUGCUGAACGACGUGGCCGAGAGUUUCGACGAUUACAAAGCUUGGGUCAGCAAGAGUUGGCUACCGGACGAGAUCAUCAACGUCGACUACCUACCGGAACACGUACAUAUGCCCCGUCGACAUGCCUUUCGAUACGUCAAGAUCGAAGUCAUCUCCACCUCACCCAGGUACGGAGUCAAGAUAUCCAACCCGAUCGCCAACGCGGUGACAUCUGCGCCUUGGGAAGACCCGGCGAUCUUGUCCUUCGCUUCCAAGGGGAAAGAGAUGUCGGAAGAAGAAAAGGAUGGGUUGAGGAAGAUUGACGAGGUCGCUUUGAGGACGUUGAGGAAUUGUAUGCAUACGGUUUACGAGGAUGGGCCUAGGAGGGAUAUGCGCUUGUGGAUCGGAGACUUGCGAUUACAAGCCUUGUGUUCGUAUGCCACCUUCAAGGAUUACGAUCUCGCCAAACGUUGCCUCUACCUCUUUGCGGGAAUGCCUUUCAACGACGAAGGAUUGCUCUGCGCGUGUGUUUAUGAGAAACCGAAGCCCUACUUUGGGGGAAACUGCAUCGCCGACUAUGCCAUGUUAUUCGCGGUGACGCUACUGGACUACGUCAAGGCCUCGGGGGACAAGCAGACGGGAAAGGACCUCUUCGAGAUCGCAGCCAAGCAAUUCACAUUCUUUGCGCCAAACUAUUCCGAGGAUCUGAGGUACAACGUUCCCCCGGCCGGAGACGCUUCGGAGAGCUCUUCUUCGUGGCAUUUCGUCGACUGGGAACCGAAAUUGGAAAAGGAAUGUGCGGAACAUGCGAUCAUGAUCUACUGCUUGAAGGCCAUCGCAGAACUCGCCUCGCUGCUCCAGGUCGGAGAAGAGCCUUCCUACGUCUUGGGGACCGGUUCUGAAAGCCAGCCGAUCUCUACCCUGGUACCCAAGCUGAUCGAGGCGCAUAACAAGCAUUAUUACGAUCACGAGCUCGGGGUCUACGUUAGCGGGCCUGAAAAACAGAUCAGUUGGGGCAGUAACGCUUGGGCGGUCAUCGCUGGUGUGCCCGAGAGCAAGGAUAUCGCUCAACGAGCGUUGAAGGCGGCUUACACUCGGCCGGAGAGCGUUCAGGGGUUGACGCCGUAUCUGCAUCAUUACCUCUGUGAUGCGUUCAUCGUCGCCGGGUUGGAGGACUUGGCCUUGAAGCAUAUCAAGGAAUAUUGGGGCUCGAUGGUACAGGCUGGUGGGGAGACCUUUUUCGAGGCCUGGAUGCCAAAGGAACCUAGGGCGUCGCCGUAUGGGGAUCUGCACAGCAAUUCAUUCUGUCAUGCCUGGUCCUGUACUCCUGCGCUGCUGCUUCGGCAGAUGGGUUUCGAGUGAGAAACAAGCGUGUGGAGCGCAAGUUUCAAAUUGUACUGUUGCAGUUCUGUAAUUAGUCACCACCAGAACUAGAUGAUAUUGUUGGCAAAUAGAAGUCGCGUCCGGC